Messenger RNA from Lentinula edodes (shiitake mushroom), 471 nucleotides. Its product is annotated as HSP20-like chaperone. Bases 1 to 471 code for a protein of 156 amino acids. NCBI's taxonomy places the organism in Eukaryota, Fungi, Basidiomycota, Agaricomycetes, Agaricales, Omphalotaceae. Gene Ontology annotation, biological process: response to salt stress; protein folding; response to hydrogen peroxide. The record is from RefSeq and is a predicted model, not a curated record. The transcript has 3 exons.
AUGUCUCUUUACUUCUACGAGCCAAGCUACAACUGGGACCGUCUUUUUGACGAGGCUUUUAGCUCUCGCGCUUCCCGUGGCGGUGAAAGUCAAGGUCAAAGCCAAGCUCUGACCCAAAAUUCCGAUACGACCCAAAGAUUCUUCAAACCAAAAAUGGAUCUUCAUGAAGACAAAGAAAAGAACCUUGUCACCGCUACGUUCGAGUUCCCCGGCGUAAAAAAGGAAGAUGUCCAGGUUGACGUUCACAACGGGCGUUUGACUGUUGCCGCAGAAACUAAACUCUCGGAUGACCGCGAACAGGAUGGUUACGCGGUGAGGGAGAGGAGCUUUGGUAAAUACUCUCGAACUCUGCAGCUCCCAAAGGGUGUCAAGGAAGAGGAAAUCAAAGCCUCAAUGGAGAAUGGUGUCUUGACAGUCACCUUCCCAAAAGCUAGCGCUGAACAAGCCCCGAAGAAAAUCACAGUAGCCUGA